Molecule: messenger RNA, 451 nt
Organism: Tricharina praecox
Lineage: Eukaryota; Fungi; Ascomycota; Pezizomycetes; Pezizales; Pyronemataceae
Exons: 2
Coding region: 123-419 (98 amino acids)
Source: RefSeq, a predicted model, not a curated record
CAAUACACUGCACAGUACAGCUAUAUUCUUAUUGCGGUUUCCUCUCUUUUCCCCCGCUACGACGGGUUACUACUUGGCUCGGAUCUCGCAUUGUUCUUUUCGAACCUGCUACUAGAGGGAAGAUGUUACGAUCAUCAACAUAUCACCAUCAUGGUUAUGCUAUGGCGCUCUUGGGGUGGGGGGUUAUUUUUAAGGGAGUGCUGAUUUCGGGAUUACUUUUUGAUUUUCUGCUGUUUUUGUGUUUGCUUUUUCAGUUGGCGAUGAGGGUUUUGCUUUUUGGUUUGGAUUGGAGGGGGAUUGCAUUUGGGUUUCUGUUGGAUUUUAACUGGUCUCGUUUGCGUUUGGUUUUUAGCUUUGGUUGGGGGAUGGGGUGGGGUUUGGUUUUGACCUUGGUUUUUUUGCUUUCGCUCACUGGAUGAGCUGUCUGUCUGUUUUCCUUCUUUUUUCUCUU